Messenger RNA from Penicillium soppii, 3363 nucleotides. Its product is annotated as calcium/hydrogen antiporter. Gene Ontology annotation, biological process: intracellular calcium ion homeostasis; calcium ion transmembrane transport. Gene Ontology annotation, molecular function: calcium:proton antiporter activity. The transcript is spliced from 5 exons. Gene Ontology annotation, cellular component: membrane; endomembrane system. NCBI's taxonomy places the organism in Eukaryota, Fungi, Ascomycota, Eurotiomycetes, Eurotiales, Aspergillaceae. The coding region runs from base 1 to 3363 and encodes 1120 amino acids. The record is from RefSeq and is a predicted model, not a curated record.
AUGGCGGGUGAUAAAAGAAACCCUGACUCCCGCGAGUCAGCACAGCCAUCUGCGGCGGCGGGAAAUGAAACUCCGACCUCUGAGAUAGCAUCUCCAAUGAGAUCCUCUGUACCAGGGCGGAGAACAUACGGUACACUCGAGACCUCUUCCUUCGAGGCAACCUAUCCUGAAUCGCGUGAUAAUGGCCAAGAAGAAUCUUCAAGUCGCGCAUUCACAACCCAAUCGUCCGCAUCCCCCGAUAAACCACGGAAACCUUCGUUGUCGCGCCGCAUGACUUCUUCCAAGCGUCCCGCGAAGGGACGAGAUUUCUCGACGGAUGACGCUGCCAAUGAGGUCAAACAAUAUAUGAAUAUGAAGCAAUCGGGCGGCACGUCUCCGAGAAUGCGUCCGCUGAGAAGACAAAGUUCAACGCUGAAACGCCGUCCUAGUACUCGACCCAGCCCCUUGGCGAGGGCUGAUUCGGAGGGCUACAACAACCCAGACGAGACGGGCCUACCUGACCCUAGUCUGGACUUCGACACCGACGCCGACACCAUGCAACGCUAUGAGAACAGCGGGGAUGACAGCGAAGAGGACGAAAUUGAUUCGGAGGAAGAUGGUGCUGUAAGUGAUGCCGAGAGCUACACGCUUAAAGCGCGCCAGCAAGCUAUCAACCGCACGCAUCCAUUUGGUAUCAGGAUCUGGAAGCCUGCGCUGUAUAAGAAAAGUCGUUCUGUGGAGAAGACCGCCGAGGGUGACAUUCACUCAUCCCCGGGUGGUUAUGUCAGCCCCAUGCUAUUCCUAACCAACCUCAUUUGGUCUUUGUUCUUUGGGUGGUGGCUUGCGCUUGUUUCUCUGACAGCUGCCAUGGCAUGCUUUUUCUUUGCCUACUCGUCCAGUGCUGUGGCAUAUGGAAGAGUAUUUGCGGGGCUUUCGAGAUAUCUGUUCUAUCCGUUCGGCUCAUUCGUUCUUCUACAAACGGAUGAAAUUUAUGCCGAAGAAGACGAAGGCGAGGGCCGCAGUAUUAGUGAAUACGAACAAUGGCAGAGUGGUGAUCUGGAACAUGGUCGUCUAUUCUUCGGACCUCGCAGGGACCGAUCACUAGUUGGCAGAAGAAGGAACAGCGUUGAUUCAGCUGGUGAGCAAGACAGCUUACUCGGGCGGCCCCAACGUGGACAGCGCGAAGACUCUGGACUCAAUCACUCCAAACGUCGUCUUUUCGGACGUGGCGAAUGGACAUUGGGCCGGGUUGUAUUCUUCGUGUUUUUCUACUUUUUGGUCGGACCUCUCAUGCUUAUGGUGUCGCUCAUUUGCUGGCUCUUGGUUUUCUGGAUCCCCAUGGGCCGUGUCACAAUUACGCUUGUGAGCCAUCUACGUAGACAUCCUCUGGCAUUGUCCUUUCAUUCCGAUUCUACAUAUGCCAGGUCAAGCACCGCUGGAUCUCCAUCGUCCAUUCUUCUUUGCACCUACCGAGCUGCGGGAACAAGGUACUGGAAGUAUACAGUCGACGGCACGAACAUUUUCCUGAUCAACCUCCUUGGGGUGGUUAUAUUUGUGAUUGCUGACUACUUUAUUUUGGCCGGAAUGCUGGGGAUGAAAAACUGGCUUACCCAUCCAGGGUUGAUCUUCACGCUCGCUUUGCUGUCCAUCAUCCCUCUGGCUUAUUUCAUUGGACAAGCCGUUGCCUCGAUCUCAGCUCAGUCCUCAAUGGGCUUGGGUGCUGCCAUUAACGCAUUCUUCUCGACAAUCGUUGAGGUAUACCUCUAUUGUGUAGCUUUGACCGAGGGCAAAUCUCAGCUUGUCGAGGGAAGUAUUAUCGGCAGUAUAUUUGUCGGUAUCUUGUUUCUCCCCGGUUUGUCCAUGUGCUUCGGUGCUUUCGCGCGCAAGACCCAACGGUUCAAUGUGAGAUCAGCUGGUGUGACAUCUACAAUGCUACUGUUCGCGGUGGUUGCUGCUUUCGGCCCCACACUCUUCUAUCAAGUUUAUGGCAGCCAUGAACUAAAUUGUCAUUCUUGUGUGGAUUCCCUCGACCCGGAAAGCCGAGACUGUCGUCGCUGUUAUUUCUCGCAAACGGCGGCUGUCAAUGACACAUUCUUCCAAAAGGCGGUGCAGCCUUAUGCGUGGAUUGCCGCAUUUUGCUUGUUCUUAGCGUACGCCAUUGGCCUAUGGUUCACUUUGAGGACCCAUGCGGCCCUCAUCUGGGCAUCAGAGGUGGAGGAUAAGAAGCAUGCUCAGUCCCACGCUCAAGGUCUUCAAGAUUCGUUCACUUUCGAACCAAAUGAAUCAGGACACCUUCUGUUCCCAAAUGGCCAACCAGAAGCCUCCGGUGCGGCUCCUGGAUCCAAAGACUCGAUCCGCGAAUCUCAGCUGUAUAAACGAAUCUUGGGCCAAUCGUUGAAACAGAUUGGCUUGGAUGACAGUCGCCCGUCUGAUCAGGUUGCAGGCGACAACACCACCGAGUCCACAAACAAUACCCCAUAUCUGGUGCCACCCCGUUCUAGCGGCGAAGACGGUUGCCCUGUGCCCAAGGCUCUCCGUGGUCUCAACAAUGAAGACAACGAACGCCUAAUGCGCCAGUUCACCGAAGUUGCGGCUACUGCUGCUGCUGUAGCUGCUCGGGAUGCAACUCGCAGCCGCAAGCCUACCCAGCACCACCAACACCAGUCUGCUAGUCGUCAGGCCAGCCGUCCUGCUGCUGACCAUUCGCGGGUUCUUGGUGAGGAAGUGGAGGAUCUUGGCAUUGCUCCAGCGCCCUCUUCUGGAGGACAUGACGCACCUAAUUGGAGCAAGAGCAAGAGUUCUAUCGUACUUCUUGGGGCAACCCUUCUCUACGCAGUGAUUGCUGAGAUCCUUGUCAACACUGUCGAUGUUGUGUUGGAGAGUGUGGAUAUUGAUGAGAAAUUCCUUGGAAUCACCCUUUUCGCCUUGGUUCCGAACACCACUGAAUUUCUGAAUGCCAUCUCUUUUGCGAUGCAUGGUAACAUCGCCUUGUCCAUGGAAAUCGGAUCUGCCUACGCAUUGCAGGUUUGUUUGCUACAAGUGCCCGCUGUAGUUCUCUUCAGUGCGCUCUACGGUCGUGGGCUGGAUCCAGCUGAACUUGUCAGCCACUCAUUCAACUUGAUAUUCCCUCAAUGGGACAUGAUUACCGUUAUUCUUUGUGUAUUCCUAUUGUCUUAUGUAUACGGCGAAGGAAAGAGUAAUUAUUUCAAGGGAUCCAUCCUUGUUCUUUGCUACUUCGUCGUCAUUCUCGGCUUCUAUAUGUCGGGCUACGUUAAUAUGGACAGUAUGGGCGUGGAUCGCUUUGAUACCCUGGCUGUUGGCAGUACAAGCCGUACUGAAAAAUUCUACACUAUUGGUCGAACAAGAGGAGGAGAAGCUUACUGA